Adineta ricciae is the source of this 2214-nucleotide messenger RNA. The record is from the annotation of a GenBank genome assembly. Lineage: Eukaryota; Metazoa; Rotifera; Eurotatoria; Adinetida; Adinetidae.
AUGUCCACUGGUGCAACGCUCAACGUUGACAAUAGCAAAAGUCUCACUGAUUUAUUUCAGAAAUUCAUUCGCUUAACUGUUAAAACAGACGAUCGAAGUGGACGAUUUAAAAAACGUCAGCCUAUCGCAGAAGGUCAACAGCAACGACAACAAAAACAAAGCGAACAGUUGAAUGUUGUACCAACUUCGAGACGAAGUCAACGUGCAGUCAAUCAACCACCACGAGUACCGCCCCGCCAUAUCAAACAUAAGAGCAUCUAUGGAACUCAUCGGGUUGAAACACCGGUCACAACUGAUAAUAUUAGUUAUACACAUACAGAUAAUGAAGAACCAGACCAUUAUCUGACAGAUCAUUCGAACAACCUCACCAGAUCUGGUGAUGAAUCAGCUCAUCAUAGCCGAAGUGGAUUAGAUCCAUAUGACAUGGAUGCGUCAUUUGGUGAUAUGGGAUUAAGUAUAUCAUCAAAGCCACUGUCGAAAGUCCAAAAAUUAUCUGUUCAAACAGUUCUGAACGGAUCGUUUCCACGUGUAACGGAUAAACCACAAACAACAUCGUAUGCCACUGGAAGUAUACGAAAUGGCAAAUCCAAUGAAACUUUGAAUCACACAACCAAACACGAUUCUUCUUUACCAUUUUUCAACUCAUCGUACGGUGCGUCGGGUCGACUCAAUCAAACAAUUGGUCAAUAUCAUCAUCGCGGAGCGGCAGCAGCAACAGCCCGAACCUUACGCAAAGAGAGAAAUCGAGAUGGAAGUGUGAAAUCGACUUCCAGAGAAAUUGAUCCAUCGCCCACUCAUCAUCUAUAUCAACAACAAACAGCACAUAAUACCAGUAACAAUUCAUCUAUCGUCCAUACUUCACAAUCACAUCCUCGAGCAAAAAGUUUUCUCACGGGUAUAACCUAUGAGAAUUUAACUCGAGUUUCACCAUUUCCAAUGAAACCUUCCGAUGCAUUAAUGUGUUACGGUUCACAAUUAACCGAAUUCGAACGAAAAGAAAUCUUAGAGUACCACGAAGUUUAUUUUCUCGGUUUAGAAGCCGAAAAGUUACCAGUGACAAACAUAAAAGAAUACGAUGAUGAAAAUGGUUCAUACAUUAAAGUGAACAAAGAUCAUAUUUGCUAUCGAUAUGAAAUUCUGGAAACAUUAGGCAAAGGUUCGUUUGGUCUAGUUCUUCGUUGUUAUGAUCACAAAAAGAAAGAAACAGUUGCAUUGAAAAUCAUUCGAAAUAAGAAACGUUUCCAACAGCAAGGUUUAGUCGAAGUGAACAUUUUAAUGCAUCUGAAAUCGCUAGAUUCGGAUAAUUCAUUGAAUAUCGUGCAUAUCAAAGAUCAUUUCUACUUUCGUGCUCAUCUUUGCAUCACAUUUGAAAUCCUUGGAAUCAAUCUAUAUGAACUAAUACGAAAGAACAACUAUCAAGGGUUUAGUAUUCAUUUAGUCAGACGUUUCGCCAAUUCACUUUUACAAUGUCUUCGUGUCACUUUUCGAGAGAAAAUUAUCCAUUGUGAUCUCAAACCAGAAAACAUCAUCCUUCGACAGAAAGGAAGUAGUAGUAUCAAAGUAAUCGAUUUUGGAUCUGGUUGUUUCCAAUCACAACGAAUCUAUACGUACAUACAAUCUCGAUUUUAUCGAGCACCAGAAAUCAUUCUAGGCAUUCCUUACACGCCAGCAAUUGAUAUGUGGAGUUUGGGUUGUAUUCUUGUAGAAUUGUUCACUGGUCAUCCAGUUUUUCCGGGUGAAAAUGAACAAGAGCAAUUGGCAAUGAUUAUCGAAGUUAUUGAUUCACCACCGCUUCAUGUGCUCGAUCAAGGAAGUCGAAGAAAAUUAUUUUUUGAUUCCAAAGGAAAUCCUCGAUCAGCUUCGGCGAAAACAAUGAAAAAACGUCGUCCAGCUAGCCGUCCAUUAGCACAGAUUCUUCGUACAACUGAUAAUAAUUUCGUUGAUUUCAUCCGUCGAUGUCUUGAAUGGGAUCCAUUAAUACGCUUGACUCCGGAAGAAGGUCUACAUCAUCCAUGGAUGAUUGAAUCGAAAUUGAAACGUUCGACGCGAGAAUCUCGCAUUCAACAGCGAAGAAAAAAAGAUCCAAAUAGUACCAUAGAGUCAUAUUUUAGUUUAAGUGAAACGACCGGCCACGACGAUACAUUUGCACAUGACGAUGAAAAUACACUAACAAAUAAUGCUCCGACGAUUUUCCCUCGAAUUUCUAAUCAAUAA